Paramecium octaurelia is the source of this 501-nucleotide messenger RNA. Lineage: Eukaryota; Ciliophora; Oligohymenophorea; Peniculida; Parameciidae. The record is from the annotation of a GenBank genome assembly.
AAUGAGGGCACAAUUAGUUAUUACUCUAGAAUUUAGGUAUCCACACUAGGGAUGGAUAAAAAAGAACAUGUCCUUAUUAUAGGAUGAAAGGUUGGUUCUUUAUGUCCCUAGAAAUUAUAAUGAAUUAAGUGAAUACUUCAAUGAUACGGGUGAAAGAUUUAUGGAAAGUAAAAAUGAUGUGGAAACUAAAUCUAUACGUAGACAACAAAUGCAGAAUAAAUACUCAUACAUUAAAUAGUAAUAAAAUUGUUAUCAUUUAUUUGAUGCUGAAUUCUAAGAUUUUAAAAGUAACAAAGUAAGGAAAUAUUAUUCAAAAGCCUUAUUAAAAGAAGCCUUAGAGUCUCAUGAUGCCAAGCUACUUCAAUAAGUAAGAUAGUGGAAGAUUAAAUUAAAUUUUAGAUUACAGUUGAUGGAUAGAUAAUGUGGGUGUUGGAGGCAAUAGUGAAAAGGUUAAUUCUUAUAUUUUGUGUGCAAACUACUCUUCCUUUGAUAUUGAAAAUU